AUGGACUCGCUGGCAUUGAGUGUUGAUGAGGAGGUUGAGGGGCCUUUGGUCGACUUGAUGGAGUUUGAAGAUGCCCCGCAGACGAAUGAGAGGCGCCGAUCACAGGAAGAUGUCACUACUACUGCGACCGCUUUACAAGAUGCGGAAGAGGUUAACGUGAUUGCUAUAGGAGUACAGAUCGCUCCGGAAAUGAUCGAUUGUGCGGUCCAAGCUGAUUUGCAUGAUACUGCCUUACCUCUCACGGUACGACGGGGACGAUCGUUCUCGGGCCCCCCAUCUCUGAAACGUCGAUCGUCAGCGCAGAGCCCUCGGGGAGAGGUUGCGGUGAUUGCUAGUUGUGAAAUGGAGUAUGAUCGAGCUCGAGAGGAAUUCAGAGCACUCGCUGGUAAGUUCCUGGACCUAUAA
This is a messenger RNA of Perkinsus marinus ATCC 50983, 405 nucleotides long. RefSeq lists its product as hypothetical. NCBI's taxonomy places the organism in Eukaryota, Perkinsozoa, Perkinsida, Perkinsidae. The record is from RefSeq and is a predicted model, not a curated record. The transcript has a single exon. The coding region runs from base 1 to 405 and encodes 134 amino acids.